AUGGUGCGGCCGAAAGAGCAGUCGCUGUCUCAAGAGGUGUUGGAGGCAGUGCGGCGGAAUGUCAGCAUGCCGUACACUGUCGAGCUGGACUUGCGAUCUGGUAAGAUCGCAGAAGUCUUCGCGAGGUGCUGUGGCAAAGCUGUUUCGAAAGACUACUUGGUGGAGUGCAAUUGGAUUUUGGAGCCCUUGGUUACAUUGCACCCCAAAGCUGCAUUGGCCACCGACAGCCUUUGGGAACUCAUGAAGAUCCUUGGUCAGGAUAAGAGUCCCGUGCCGGUUCCAGAAGUGGUCGCGCUGGACUUGCGACACCUCCUCGGCUCCUUGAAAAAAACCAAGCGACAGCUCCGAAGUGAAUCCAAGCGCCGCGGUUUGGAUCCGGACGCAUGGGUGGAGAGGACCACUCUGGAUCCAAGGCUCGUGAAGCUUCUGCAGCUGGUUGAGACGCCCAGCACGACCUCAGGAGAAAUGGAUGCUGCAGACGAUGAAGAAGUGCAGUGUCAAGAAGAAUUGCUCUUUUUUGCCAAGGGACCGGCGAAGGAAAACACAGCAGAAGCUAUGUCGAAUGCUGCAGAUGGCCGGUCCCAGCCGGCGAAUGUGCCAGCGGCCCAUAUGGCCCCCGAGACUGUUGCUGAUGCUGUAACUCGGAAGAGGACAGCUUGUGUAUGGGUAAUCGCAUAA
This is a messenger RNA of Symbiodinium necroappetens, 678 nucleotides long. Lineage: Eukaryota; Dinophyceae; Suessiales; Symbiodiniaceae. The record is from the annotation of a GenBank genome assembly.